CGAGCGCCAAGAUAGGCUUCACUUCAGUGGAGGUUAUAAGAUGGCUGCAAGGGGAGGCCUGAACUUGAAAGUGAGCCUUCAUCUUGAUGUCUCAUCCAAUCCUGUCAGAAUUCGAUAUCGUUUUUGCUGGAGGUGGUGCUACAGCUUGUGUUGUCGCAGGUCGCUUAGCUUUAUGCGAUCCCUCGCUCAGGAUCUUGAUUCUAGAAGCCGGUCAACACACCCUCAAUAAACCUAUUCACGUCCAACCCUAUCAAUAUCCCCUCAACCAUGCACCGACGAGCACCACAGUCACAUUUAACAUCGGAAAUCCGUCUCCUCGUCUCAACGGCCGUGCCCCGAUCGUUCCUUGUGGUCGUUGCGUCGGCGGAGGCUCAUGUGUGAAUUUUAUGGCAUACACCCGUGCACCUGCUUCGGACUAUGAUGAUUGGGGAGCCGAUGGUUGGGAAUCUGAGAAUUUGAUUCCCCUCAUGAAGAAGCUAGAAACAUAUCAGGUGCAGCCUGAUCGUCCAACUCACGGAUAUGAUGGACCCAUCAAAGUGUCAGCUGGUGGGUGUAAAAUGGGUAUCGCGGACGAAUUCAUCCAGGUUGGCACGACCUAUCACAAGAGGCAGUAUGCCGACGACACCAACGAUUUAGAAACAUGCAAUACAUACAGUCCAUGGCGCAAGUACAUUGACGGGACAACCGGAAGGCGUUCGGACGCGGCUCACAACUAUGUCUACAACCAAGCUCACAACCCGAAUUUACACGUCUGGGACGGAAAACGCGUGAAGUGUGUCAUCUUCGAGGACAAGCGUGCUGUAGGUGUUGAGUUUACCAGCGACCCAGUGUCUUGCCCAGACGCUGAUCAGUCAUCGACUAUUGUGAGAGCAUCAAAACUCAUCGUUGUAUCUGCUGGGGCGUUCGGUUCCCCGACGAUUCUGGAGAGGUCUGGGAUUGGUGCUGAAUCGAUCCUCAAGCGGUGCGGUGUCGAGCAACUGGUGGAUUUACCUGGUGUUGGCGAAAAUUAUCAAGAUCAUAAUCUCGUCUUUGCUCCAUACUUGGCUGCUGACGGGGCUGUUACUAUGGACGCCCUCUGGCGUGGGGAGAGUAUCCUACAGGAAAGCCUUGCGCAGUGGAACAGCACCGGCAAGUCGUUGAUUGCACAAAAUGGUCUUGAUUCAAAAAUAAAGUGGCGUCCUGAUGACGAGGAGUUGAAAGCCAUGGAUCCAGCCUUUCUACCACGCUGGAAGGAGUUCUUCCAGGACCGCCCAGACAAGGCUGUUGCGAUAUUUUCUGCUUUUGCAGGAUAUGUUCAACCGCUCUCGAGGCCGCUUGUUCCUCCUCCUCGCAACUACAUGACUACCGGUUAUUGUACACUUUACCCCGUGUCCAUUGGAAGUGUUCAUAUCGACGUGACAGAGGACGGCAAAGAAGGAAUGGACUUUAAUACAGGCUUCCUAGACGAUCCGUCGGAUAUUGUACCUCUUAACUUUGCGUACAAAAAGAUGCGCGAACUUUUUCGACGCAUGGCCUCCUAUCGAGGUGAGGUCACUGCUGGCCAUCCUGAUUUCCCCGAGGGAAGCGCUGCAGCUUGCGGAGAAGCUUCGGGGCCAGUGGACUUGAACGCGCCUGACAUCGUUUACACUGCUGAAGAUGACGAGGCAAUUGAUCGAUUCCACCGCGACAUCGUGCAAACAACAUGGCACUCGCUUGGGACUUGCGCCAUGAAACCACGGGCAGAUCAAGGAGUCGUCGACGCUCGGCUAAAUGUAUACGGGGUGUCAAACCUGAAAGUUGCAGAUCUGUCCAUCUCGCCGUUGAAUGUUGGCACGAAUACAUAUUCUACGGCACUUCUCAUUGGAGAGCGGGCUGCGAUGAUCAUUGCCGAAGACUUGGGUAUUCAUUACAUUUGAUAUGUGUAUGUAUUUACGAGCUCCUGGAGGUUUGUGUAGGAU
Messenger RNA from Suillus bovinus, 1937 nucleotides. Its product is annotated as GMC oxidoreductase-domain-containing protein. The record is from RefSeq and is a predicted model, not a curated record. Gene Ontology annotation, molecular function: flavin adenine dinucleotide binding; oxidoreductase activity, acting on CH-OH group of donors. Lineage: Eukaryota; Fungi; Basidiomycota; Agaricomycetes; Boletales; Suillaceae. The coding region runs from base 87 to 1895 and encodes 602 amino acids. The transcript is spliced from 16 exons.